Molecule: messenger RNA, 1385 nt
Organism: Fundulus heteroclitus (mummichog)
Lineage: Eukaryota; Metazoa; Chordata; Actinopteri; Cyprinodontiformes; Fundulidae
Product: NAD(P)(+)--arginine ADP-ribosyltransferase 1
Exons: 2
Coding region: 5-904 (299 amino acids)
Molecular function (GO): NAD+-protein-arginine ADP-ribosyltransferase activity; NAD+ poly-ADP-ribosyltransferase activity
Source: RefSeq, a predicted model, not a curated record
AGCAAUGAUGACAAUGUGGAUGUCCCUGCUCAUGUUGUUUGGAGCAUCUGCUUCAAUCGCAAAGCUGAUUUACAGAUCUGAGGUUGAUCCUCUAAUCCAACUGGACAUGGCCCAAAAUUCUGUGGAUGACAUGUAUGAAGGUUGUGAAGACAAGAUGGCAACCAAAGUAAAGACUGAGUUUCUGGUGAAUGAGAAAAAGACAAACAAACAUUUUGCACUGGUUUGGAAUGCAGCAGAGGAAUAUUACAAGAAGAAAUGGAAGCCCAAACCUGGAAAGAAACGUCCAAAGACCCUGGAGAAAGAACAGAACAUGGCCAUCUAUGCUUUCACUUUGGACAAACCGGAAAUAUAUGCUGAAUUCAACAAUGCUGUCCGAACACAGAGAGAUCAGUAUCAAGGCACAUUUCAAUACCACUCGCUGCACUUCUUCCUCACAGGCGCUCUUAAAGUUCUUAAUUCUUGUAAACCUAAGUCAGAAAGAUGUCUUACCGUUUACCGGAGAGCAAACAAAAAAUUCAACCUAGGCAUUGUACGCAAGAACAUUCGUUUUGGCGCCUUCACCUCCAGCUCGAUGGGGGACUAUCCCAAUGAAAUAUUUGGCAAUGAAACAUGCUUCAAGAUUUACACCUGUUUAGGAGCAGAUGUCUCACUGUACUCCAAGUUUGGAGAAUCAGAAAGAGAAUUCCUGAUUCCUCCUUAUGAAAUCUUUAAAGUUAUAGAGGUAAAGAAACGAUCUGAUGACAAGAACCUUCCAUGUGAGGUUGUUAUGCGAUUAAAGAGCACAGAAAAGUCUCUUUCAAACUUAAACUGUGCAUAUUUCCCUGAUAGUUGGUCCAACAAUACCUACAUAAGUGAAAUGUUAGUAAAAUAUGCACAAAAAACAAGCAUAACAAUAACAGAUUAGAUUUAUUUUGAGAGGCAUUUCAAUAUGGAUUAUUGAGAUUUAGUUUAUCUAAAAGACUAAAUUUCAGAUUCAAAUAAAAGCUACCACAUAUAUAGUUUCAUCAUCGAAAACAUUGAGACCCUUUGAUAAACUGGGUCAAAUAUACUUUUAGUUGUAUUCUUGCUUUUAACUGCUGCACAGAUGUUGAAAUUAUUUGAAAAGAAGCCUGGCUGGAUCAACACAUUUCAUUGUAAACUUAAAAAAGUUUAGAUAACUGUUUUAAAGCUACUGCACUUCACAUGCAUCUGUAAAAAUUAUUUGUUGCAUCAACUCGUUCCAAUAAAUGUUGCCACAAAACAAGUAUGCCUGCUUGAUCUGAAGUUAUUUUAGUUUAGAGUGGUUUGUUUAUGGAAGGGGUCACCAACCUUUUUGAAACUAUGUAAAGUAAGCAUAUUUUUCAUGCUAUUGUGUGUUUGUGACCUUUGGUUUAUAGACUGUAGGA